AUGGCGGACGCCGACAUCCACGACCGCUUCUCGCCCAACAAACCCCUCGAGCCCGAUGUCGUGGCUGAGCUGCGAUCCAUGAUGCGUCUGCACGACCUCUCCGCCGAGGAUCUCUACUUCAAAUGGGAGUCGUACUGUAUAAAGCUCGACCUCGACGCUCAGGACCUCCGGCUCAAGCACGUGCGCAACCUCAAGCAGAGCAUACAGGAUGCGCUCGAGAGGAACCACCGGCAGGCCCAGGUCAAAUCCGAGCGCAAGGUGCAGGCAACGCCGAGAGCAUCCGGCACCGACGUCUUCGGCAUGCUCGAGGGCUUGGUGCCCAGCACGCCGGCCUCGGGGGGGAAGCUCGGCCGGGCCCCUGGCAGUGGGAGCACAAUCAAACGGAGAACAGAGACGCCCCACGGCCUGGGAAGUUCUCCGGCCGGCGGCAUGCGGGAACAGUUGAGGGCGAUGAACGGUCAAUCUGCCACCUCCUUCAGCGACCGAGCAAACCCGGGCGAGGUCAUCGAAGUCCUCAACGAUAGCCUCCCGCCUCACGAACCGCCCAUGGCGCCCUUCUCCGAGCCACGGAUCAAGCUCACCGCCGCGUCGGACCAGAAGAAGAUGGCAUUCAAGCCGCUCGCCAUGAAGCUCUCCGAGUCGAGCGAGAUGCUCGACGACCGCAUCGACGACUUCCUCAGCCUUGUUCAACAGCACCACAACCUCGAAGACUCGGCCUUUGGCAACGGCGCGAGCCAGGGCACGGCCGAGAUCGUCGUCGUCGGCCGCAUCGCCUCCGAUUCCCUUGAGGGAAAAUUGAACGCCGCCUCGCUCGUCAUCGAGAUGUCGCGACGGACCGGCAUGGGCUUCCGCGUGCCGCUCAACAUGAACAAGAUACGCCAAUGGGCCUUCUUCCCCGGGCAGAUCGUUGCCCUCAAGGGCGUCAACCCGACGGGGAACGAGUUCGUCGUCCAUGAGCAGCUGGACGUGCCGCUGCUGCCCAGCGCUGCCUCAACCGCCGCCGCGCUGCAGGGGCACCGUGAGAGGCUCAUGGGGGGGGCCGACGCCGACGUCGACACCGAGCCCCGGCCGCUGAGCAUUCUAUUCGCCUCGGGUCCCUACACGGCAGACGACACACUCGACUUCGAGCCGCUCCACGCGCUCUGCAGCCAGGCAGCCGACACGUACGCCGACGCCCUCGUCCUCACCGGCCCCUUUCUCGACAUCGACCACCCACUCAUCGCGACGGGCGACUUCGACCUACCGGACGAGGCCAACUACGACCCCGACACGGUGACGAUGAACACCGUCUUCAAGCACCUCGUCGCUCCCGCCCUCGUCCGGCUUGCGGCCGCGAACCCGCAGAUGACCAUCGUUCUCGUCCCCUCGGUCCGCGACGUCCUUGACAAGCACGUUGCCUGGCCGCAGGACGCCGUCGUCCGCAAGGAGCUCGGCCUGCCGAAGUCGGUGCGCUUCGUCACCAACCCGAUGACUCUCUCCGUCAACGACAUGGUUCUCGGCAUCUCGAGCCAGGAUAUCCUCUACGAGCUGCGGGCCGAGGAGGUCGCCCAAGGCGUCGUCAGCGGCGAGCUCAUGGGCCGUCUGGUCAGGCACCUCGUCGAGCAGCGCCACUACUUCCCGCUCUUCCCGCCCACCGACCGCGCGAGGCUGCCGAGGACAGGUACCGAGGACGGCAGGGCGACGGGUGCGAUGCUGGAUGUCGCGUACCUGAAGCUCGGCGAGAUGGUCAACGUACGGCCCGACGUCAUGAUGAUGCCGAGUGCACUGCCGCCGUUUGCAAGAGUUGUCGAGAGCGUCCUCGCCAUCAACCCGGGCCACUUGUCCAAGCGCAAGGGCGCGGGCACGUAUGCCCGUAUGACGUUGCAUGCGCCCAAGACGAAGGGCACCGAGUCGGCCGAUGGUAUGGUGAGCCACCGGGUCUUCGACAGGGCGCGGGUGGAAAUUGUGCGGAUAUGA
This is a messenger RNA of Drechmeria coniospora, 1956 nucleotides long. RefSeq lists its product as uncharacterized. Gene Ontology annotation, cellular component: alpha DNA polymerase:primase complex. Gene Ontology annotation, molecular function: DNA binding. The record is from RefSeq and is a predicted model, not a curated record. Bases 1 to 1956 code for a protein of 651 amino acids. NCBI's taxonomy places the organism in Eukaryota, Fungi, Ascomycota, Sordariomycetes, Hypocreales, Ophiocordycipitaceae. Gene Ontology annotation, biological process: DNA replication initiation; DNA replication. The transcript is spliced from 3 exons.